CAUCGGUGAACCACGAAUUUUCAGCAUGAGACGCAGCGUUCGUUUAGCAGCCAGAGCCAUUGAAGAGGUUGCAACUCAAAAUCACAAAUUUUUACAAACCUCAGGAGAGGCAUCGAGAAUAAAAUGGAAAGAAGAAAAGGGCAAUAAUUUAAGGAAGGGAACGUCGAGUAUAAAGAGUGGGACACAACAAUCCAAAGGAAAAAAACGGGCUCGGGAGAAAAGUUCCACGGAACAAGACCACUGUGAACAGGAAGGAGGUAAUCUGGUAAACUCAGUAGUGACUGAAGAAAAGGUCAAACCAGAAAUAAAGCGAGUUAAAAUAGAGCCCGGCGUCCAUGCUACUAUCAAGUCAGAUAACCUCAACUUCCAGCCGUUCCAUACCAAGCUGAUAGGAGCACAUGUCUCUAUUGGUGGUGGAUUACAUAACGCCGUAUCUGAAGCUCUUUCUAUUGGUGCUAAGGCAUUUGCAAUGUUUUUAAGGUCACAGCGACAGUGGGCAAGUAAACCUCUUCAGGACAAAGAUGCAGAGUUAUUUAAAGAGGCUUGCUCGAAAGCUAACUUCUCGCCGCGUUCUAUUCUCCCGCAUGGUAUAUAUUUGAUGAACUGUGGUUCCCCAGACGAAGAAACUCUCUCCAAGAGCCGUGUCACUCUGGUAGACGAACUGAAACGCUGUGAAAGACUGGGUCUGAGCCUGUACAAUUUCCACCCAGGAUCUACAUGUGGCAAGAUUACAGUGGAAGAAUCUAUUGCAAGAAUAGCAGAAAGUAUAAAUCAGGCACAUCAGGAAACAAAAUAUGUUGUCACCGUCCUAGAAAAUAUGAGUUGCCAAGGAAAUACUAUUGGUGGAAAAUUUGAAGAGCUGCGAGAUAUCAUUGACCAGGUCCAGGACAAGUCACGUGUGGGUGUGUGUCUGGACACAUGCCAUGCCUUUGCUGCUGGGUAUGACAUUGCAUCAGAGAAAGGUUUUGAAAAAAUGAUGGAUGAAUUCGAGACAACGGUUGGUCUCCAAUACCUGCAAGGUGUUCAUCUAAAUGACUCCAAGGGAGAACUUGGAUGCCACUUAGAUAGGCAUGAGAAUAUUGGCAAGGGAAAGAUUGGGGUUGAGGCAUUUAGGCGUGUGAUGAGAGACCCUCGAUUUAAUGGUAUCCCAAUGAUUUUGGAAACACCAUAUGUAUCUGAAAACAUUUAUCAAAAGGAGAUAAAGCAGUUGUAUGCUAUGAUGAAUUUAAAAAAAAAAAAAAAGGACUGGAUUGAUAUGUAAAAGUGCCUCUAAUGUUGUUUUAUUUCAGUGUCCUCUUGUAUCCAGCUCCAUAGCAAAGUUUUUUCUGUUUCCUUUUGUUUGUUUUGCAAUCGAAGCACAGUCUUGAUGUUACACUGCAUAUUGAAAUUCAUAAGAUUUGUUUGUUUGUUUAUUUACAUUUUGUCAUAGCGUUAUGUUUUAACACAAUUCAAUCUUUUAUCGCCAAAUAUAACUUUGAGAUUGACACAAAUAGAGGUGGUGCACAGUUACAUAAAAGUAAUUGCAUAUAUAUGUAGAUUUUUUACAUGUACAAUUGUAUCUUUCAAUUCCAUGCCAUAUGUUUAAAUUCCAAAGUACAUUUUAAAGUGUUGUGUAUGUUGGUGUUGAGAAUUUACUUAACACAAACUUUGUAGUUUAAUUACCCUUAAUGAAAUAAUUCUUUUUAUUUUACAGAUAAUUCUUUCUGCAUUUGCUCUCAUAGACUAGUAAAUGAUCCACCAAUAAAUUUCACUGUGUCAUUUAGAUUACACGAUGUUA
Stylophora pistillata is the source of this 1777-nucleotide messenger RNA. RefSeq lists its product as uncharacterized. The record is from RefSeq and is a predicted model, not a curated record. Gene Ontology annotation, biological process: base-excision repair. Gene Ontology annotation, cellular component: mitochondrion; nucleus. NCBI's taxonomy places the organism in Eukaryota, Metazoa, Cnidaria, Anthozoa, Scleractinia, Pocilloporidae. Gene Ontology annotation, molecular function: zinc ion binding; DNA-(apurinic or apyrimidinic site) endonuclease activity; phosphoric diester hydrolase activity.